Messenger RNA from Tachysurus vachellii, 4639 nucleotides. RefSeq names its product A disintegrin and metalloproteinase with thrombospondin motifs 8. NCBI's taxonomy places the organism in Eukaryota, Metazoa, Chordata, Actinopteri, Siluriformes, Bagridae. The coding region runs from base 257 to 3052 and encodes 931 amino acids. The transcript has 9 exons. The record is from RefSeq and is a predicted model, not a curated record. Gene Ontology annotation, biological process: extracellular matrix organization; proteolysis. Gene Ontology annotation, molecular function: zinc ion binding; metalloendopeptidase activity.
UAAAGAGAGCGCUCAUAGCCUUACUAACUCUAUAUAGGCUUGUGUCCUCUAUAGUCAAGGUAUGUGGACAAAACAGGAAUAUACCAUAAGUCUUCGCCGAUGAAAGCACAAGCUGGAUAAUUAGUUCGUUCAUUUUAGACAAAGGCUAAGCGCAAUUUUUUUAAUCAGCGGCAAGUCGCAGCGGAUAAACCGCAGGAUAAACCGAGCCAUUACGCGCAGCACAAAGUGCGUCUAAAUCUCUUGACUACUGGAUAAAAUGUGUCCGUGGUAUUCUGUUGUAUUUUUAGCUGCUUAUGCGUUCAGUGGAACUGCUUCCAAAGGGCUUGAAGCAGAGGAGAUCCUGCCUGUCCGUUUAACGGGACGCACCGGGAGACGCGCAGCGAAAAGUACUGAAGAUCAUCAGAGUUUUAUAUUCACAGCUUUCGGACGCAGUUUUACACUGAAUCUAUACCCAGACACCAGCUUUAUAUCCCCCUCAAUGACAGUGUAUCAUGUCAGAGCGAAGGAUAUAUCUGCAGCCGUACCAGAAAGACAGGUGUCAGUUUCCGACCUAACAGAUGUGAACAAGAGUAAAACUGCAACAGCUGGAUCAGAUCUGCGACGCUGUUUCUUUACAGGAACUGUGAACUUUGAUGAUGAUUCAGUGGUGUCUGUAAGUCUCUGUCACGGCAUUGUGGGAUCGUGGGUUUGGGAUGGAGAUGAGUACCAGAUCAAACCCAAGCGCUUUGUCACUGGGAUGAACGAGAGCACCACCGACCAGCCACAUGUCAUCACAAGACAACAAAUUACCAAAGCACUUGCUCAGAUAGAUGCUGGAAGUUCCCCGGUUUCAGGGAAACCCAGCAGGAUCAGCCCAGGGUCUUCCAGACGCAGACGCUUUGUCUCUGUGCCGAGAUUUAUUGAGACUCUGGUGGUGGCGGACGCUUCAGUGUCGAACUUCUACGGUGGAGACACAAAGCACUAUGUCUUAAACUUGGUGUCCAUGGCUGCUCAGAUUUACAAGCAUCCCAGCAUUAAAAACUCUCUGAGCAUGGUGGUAGUGAAGUUGCUGAUAGUGGAAAACAAGGAGGUUGGACCGUCUGUCUCUAGUAACGGAGGCUUGGCACUGCGUAAUUUCUGUUCUUGGCAGCAGCAGUUCAACCCAUCCAGCCAGAGACAUCCCGAGCAUUAUGACACUGCUCUGCUAAUCACCAGAGAGGACAUUUGUGGCCACCAGAGUUGUGACACACUCGGCAUAGCUGAUGUGGGGACCAUGUGUGACCCUAAAAGGAGCUGUUUUGUUAUUGAAGACAAUGGACUACAGGCGGCCUUCACGAUAGCUCACGAAUUAGGCCAUGUGAUGAGCAUGCCUCAUGAUGAUUCCAAGAACUGUGAGAGGUAUUUUGGAAAUCUGCCCAAGCACCAUGUUAUGGCUCCAGUUUAUACCAGCUUCAAAAAGAAGUCUCCCUGGUCCCCUUGCAGUGCAUUCUACAUCACAGAGUUCUUUGACAAUGGCCACGGAGACUGCUUACUGGAUGCCCCUGAGAAGAUUUUGCCCUUGCCCACGGAGUUGCCCGGUCUGAUUUAUAGCCUGGACCACCAAUGCCAGCAGAUCUUUGGAGAAAAUUUCUCACAUUGUCAAAAUGCCUCUGCUGGGGAUGUGUGCAGUCAGCUUUGGUGCCAGGAGGAAGGUCAGUCUCUGUGUACCACCACAAAUGGGAGUUUGCCCUGGGCAGAUGGCACAGAUUGCGCCUCCAACCGGAAGUGCUUGGAUGGUGUUUGCACUAUGUCUGAGGAGGUAAUAGAACCAAAGGAGGUGGUGGAUGGAGGCUGGGGACAGUGGGGAGAGUGGAAAUCUUGCUCUCGCUCCUGUGAUGGAGGAGUAAUGUUCUCGUAUAGAGAGUGUGAUCAGCCAGCUCCACAAAAUCAAGGGAAAUACUGUGAGGGACAAAGAGUUCAGUAUCGCUCCUGCAAUACACAGGCCUGUGAAAGCAGCCAUGGAAAGAGCUUCCGUGAAGAACAGUGUGGGAAAUAUAACAAUCCCAAUCACUUUGAUAUUCAUGGAAAUGUCAAGCAAUGGAUACCAAAAUAUGCUGGUGUAUCACCACGGGACCGAUGCAAACUCUUUUGUAGAGCAAGAGGCAGCAGUGAAUUCAGAGUGUUUCAAGCCAAGGUCAUUGAUGGAACAGCAUGCAGUCCAGAUUCCACAUCAAUCUGUGUCCAAGGCCAGUGCAUUAAAGCUGGCUGUGACCUCCAGAUUGGCUCCAAUAAGAAGCUUGACAAGUGUGGUGUGUGUGGUGGGAACGGCCUUAGCUGCAGGAAGAUAUCAGGCUCAUAUAAUAAAAUCCUCCAUGGGUACAGUGAUAUUGUAACAAUACCAGUAGGGGCCACCAAUAUUGACAUCAAGCAGCGGAGCCUCAAGGGCAAAAAGCAUGAUGGAAUCUAUCUAGCUAUUAAAAGAGAAAAUGGUGAGUAUAUAUUGAAUGGCAACUUCUCUGUGUCCACUGUCGAACAAGACAUUCCUGCUAAUGGGGCUGUGCUCAAGUACAGUGGCUCAGCGUCCAUCUUAGAACGGAUCCAGAGCUUUCGCCAACUCAAGGAAGCCGUCACCAUCCAGCUCCUGUCCACCUCUGGAGAGACCACCCCAGCAAAAGUCAAAUAUACAUUCUUUAUCCCAAAAGGCAUCUCUUUUGGUAAACCAAAAGAGGGAAAGACAUCUGUCCAUCCUUUCGGUGUUCCACAGUGGGUAGUAGGAGAGUGGUCAGAGUGUUCCAAAAGCUGUGGUUCAGGAUGGUCUCGGAGAACGGUGGAGUGCAAGGAUAAUGCUGGCUUUUACUUUAAUCACUGUGACAAAGACCUCAGACCUGCUGACAUCAGGCCCUGUGCAGAUCUUCCAUGUCCAAUGUGGCAAAUAGGUCCAUGGUCAUCAUGUUCUCAAACAUGUGGUCAUGGGGAACGCCAUCGCAGUGUGGACUGCAUUGAUUUCACUGGGAAGGUUGUUGACAAAGCAAAGUGUGAUUCUUCCAAGCAACCCAACCCAGUGUACGGAGAAUGCAUGUACCAGGAGUGCUAAAUAACACCUAAGCAAACUUUAACUUUAGACCUGUCCUGAAGGGCACAAUUCCAGCAUGGUUUGGUGAUUCAUAUCAACAUUAAUUCAUUAAUCUAGCUCAUUAGUUUAAUACCAAGUUUAGAAGGUUUGUACAAGCUGGUAAAGCACCAAACUGUGCUGGACUCCAGCCAUCUGGGAUCUAGUAGAAUGACAGAAGAAUAAAAAAAAAAAACUACUAACCUCCUUAACGAGGCUUUGAAGCAAAGCAGGAAAAGCUUAGUUGUAGGAUGAAAAACUAAACCAGUCCAAAUGACACGGCUUUGGCCUGUUGGAACAAAGUGUUGUUUCCAACAUUUAUUUAAAACCACUAUUGCUUUAUUUCGAGUAGAAAUCUACCUCAAUAUAUUUAAUCAGCGUCCUCUUUACUGGUUGUUUCCCAUGCAGCUACAAAUCAUUACAGAUCAAAUAAAUCAGUACUCGGUCAUUCUUUCCUUGGGAUUCAUAAUUUUUAAAAAAAAGUUUAAGGUCUGACUGUCAUUUAGGUCAUAUAACAAACUCGCCAACAAUCUGUCAAAUUAAUGACAGUUGAAUUCAUUUCUUAUUACGUUUUACAAUGUGUUCGCAAUACAGUUUUUGUUCAGAGCUAGUAGGAAUAUUGUGAUUUGUUCUAAGAAUAGUGAAAUGAUGAUGAAGUGUAUUUUGAUAUGACAGAGUCUAUAUGGCUUUUCCAUCUUUUUCUGUAGUAAUUUAAACUAAGAAUUGUUUAGUUGUGUAUGUGAUGAUGCAUUUUCUGAAAAGCUGUAUUACCCAAGGAGUGUUCAACCAUUUCUGCAUUGUCACAAGUUGUUAACUUCAUAUGAGCAUUCUAGUUGUGUAUAUUACAUGUAUUAAACAUAUCGAAAAACAGUAAUAUAUAUUAUCCCUUCAGUGAAGGUCCAUGCUAUUUUAUUAUGUCAUAAAAUCUCCAUAGAGUUAUUAUUAUUUUUAGUGUAUAUGUUUUAAAUGGAAACAAAAUAAAAAGGUUAUUUCUUCUGGUGCUGUCUGGGGUUUUUCUGGCUUUAAUAUAUGACAUAUGGGUGGACAUAAACUAAAUGGUCGAAGGUAUGUGGACACCUGACUAUCACCCCCACAUCCGGGUUUUCCCUAAACUGAUGCCACAAAGCUGAAAGCAGACAAUUGUCUCAGAAGACUUUUAUAUGUUGUAGCCCCUGUUCACAAAGUGAGCUUCAUGAAGACAUGGUGUGUUAAUAAUGGUGUGGAAGAACUUGAGUGUCCUUCACAGAGCCCUGACCUCGAAUCCCACUGAACACCUUUGCGAUGAACUGAAAUGCAGACUGAACCCAGUGCCUGACAUCAGUGCCUAAUGCUUUAUUGGCUGAAAGAUCACACUCCAAUAUCUAGUGAAAAGCCUUCCCAGAAUUGUGGAGGGUGGAGGUUAUUGUAACAGCAAAGAGGGGCAACAGCUGAAGUAGGAUGUUCAGCAAACACAUUUGGAUGUGAUGGUCACAUAUUCACAAACAUUUGGCCAUAUAGUAUAUGUUAAAAUGUAGUGUACUAUGAUGUGACUCCUCACCAUUAUCAAUGUAGUUUAAAAUCUCUUGAUAUAAA